Molecule: messenger RNA, 1419 nt
Organism: Armigeres subalbatus
Lineage: Eukaryota; Metazoa; Arthropoda; Insecta; Diptera; Culicidae
Exons: 4
Coding region: 146-1375 (409 amino acids)
Source: RefSeq, a predicted model, not a curated record
CUCCCAACUCAUCGUAUUCAUAUUUCACCAUACAGCGAAAUCGUUCUCAUACAGUACCCACACAUGUAUUCACUACUGACGACAGGCAGUGCCGUUUAGUUUAUAAGCUGCUUCUCGCCUCGCCACACAGCAAGUAACGUUCAUUAUGACCGAAUACGAUGCUGAUGAAUUAAACGCGCCAGUUUGGCUUAAUGAUCAUUUUUUCGAACAAGCUUUACAAAGUUCUGAAAAUGAUUCGUCUAUUAAGAUUGUCGAAGGAUAUGAACUACGGCCUGCUACAAAAGGUGGAGACCACUAUGCCAGUAUUAUGUUCCGCACCACCAUACGGUACCAUUCAAACCAGAAGUCCGAAGAGCAGAGGAUAAACCUUGUGAUCAAAGCUAAACCGACAGCUGACGGAUUUAGGAAGGAGCUCACGAAAGAUAAUGGCCUGUUUAAAACGGAGAUUAAAAUGUACAGUGAAGUUUUGCCGGCAAUGACUAAAUUAUUGACAGACGUGGAUGAGCAUUUGGAAACUCCAAGAUUGAUAUAUGCUGCUCUAGAUCCAAAUGUGGUUAUCGUAUUAGAAGACAUUUCGCCUAAAGGAUGGCUUCCCGGACGUGAAUGCGUUGAAAGUUUUGAAGAGGCCCUCUACACGGCGCGGAAUAUAGCGAAAUUUCAUGCCACGUCAUUGCAUCUUCAGCAAACGAGCAUUGAUUUAACAAACUUCAAUGUAACAGACUUCGUGAGUACCGGGCCCGUUUUAGCUAUUUUUAGCAGGGGGUUCGAUGAGUUUUGUACUGGGAUUGAAUCGUGGCCAGGAUGUGAAGUGUACACUGAUAAGCUGAAAAAACUCAACGGUUCUCUCCAGCAACGGUGGCAACAAGUUUACGUAGCAAAUCCUCCAUCGAUAGGCUACAAUGUACUUAACCAUGCCGAUUUCCAGUGGAAAAAUCUGAUGCACAAAAGAAACUCAGACGGUCGCAUCGUAGAUUCUAUGCUCAUUGAUUAUCAAUGCUGCCAUUGGGGAUCACCAGCCAUCGAUGUUUUGUCUCUAAUUGAUUGCAUUGUAGAUAAUGGCACUAAGACAGCGCAUCGGAACGAAAUUAUCUUUGAGUACCACCAGCACUUCGCAAUGAUAUUGAACAAAAUCGGAUUCUUAGGAAAAAUUCCAAGUCUUUUGGACUUGCAGAUUGAAUUACUACGCAAAGGGUUCCAUGAAUUGGUGCAAUCCGCUGUUAUGGAAUCGUUCAAGCAUGUGCAACUCACUGAGUCCACUUUUGAUGAAUAUAAUGCAGGAGAAUUUGGAGUAAACCCAUGCUUCCAGAAUAAGACUUUUCAGCGUAUUAUACGUGCAGAAUUGGCAUCAUUGAUGCAUCGGGGACUGUUAGAUUGAAAAUAAAAUGCGAUACGCUUCCAGAAAAUGCCCAAAGACUUUUU